AAGAGGAAUCACAGCCAUGAUGAAGACUCUGUGUGUCGCUGCUCUUGUGCUGAGUCUCUCCUCAGUGUGCCAGCCUGCGUCGCUGGCCUGUGAGAAGCUGCUGCAGCCAGUGGACAAGGCUCCAGAUUUAUCUGGGAGGUGGUAUGUCAUAGCCAUACCUACAUCCUGUUUUUGGCAGAUGAUGGCCAGAGUUUUAUUACCAAGUGUUCACGUGGAAGUUACCUCCAAAGAGACACCACAUUUCUAUGAUUUAAUCGUCAAAGCAAAACUAGAUGGAGUAUGCGGCAACAAUACCAAACGAUUUUUCCAGGAGAACAACAAGCUCUUUGAUGUAGACAGUAACAACGCUUCACAUGGUGUCCCUGAUGUGCUUCUGCAGACUGGCUGUCCUGACUGCAUUGUUUCAAAGGGGGACCUUUUCCCUGAAAUACUCACAAUUUUUAGCAGGAGAACAAACAUCACCGCUGCUGAGCUGAAGGAAUUUGAGACCCAGGCAGAGUGUCUCGGCUUGACCAAGCCGCAGGUUUUACACUCAGAUCAUGAUUUUACAAACUGCAGAUCAGAGGAAGAUAAGGAAGCUAUGGCUAUUCAUCAGAACGCCUUUGUACAAAGACUCAUGGACGUUUCUGGCAGCAUCCUCAAAUGUUAGCUGAAAGUUCGACAGUCAUGGGGAACUUCACAUCUACUGUAUGCCAUUAUAAUGGAAGAUCAAUGAGAAUAAUCCCCAGUUGUAAUACUUAAUUUCCUGCUCUGUCCUGAGGACAAGCGGAGGAUGUUGUAAAACCACGACUAACAUACUUCUAACAGUCCCCCUCCUCUCUGCUGCUGUGGAGGAGAUUACCAAUGGAAUGCAGGCCUUUUUGGUCUGUAGAUAGUUAACUCUCCAUCCCCACAGAGUCUUAAACCCCCCCAUAUGUGCUAUGCUCUCAGUCAUCCCACCUUAUCGUUAUCAAUUUAGCCACUCUUUGGUAAAUGAGCAUUGGAAUUGCUAUAAUAUCGACUUACACAUGUUUUUCUAAAAUGUUUCAAUCCAAUGUGUUAAGUUGUUUAAAAGUUAAUUAUAUGGUUUGAUUUGUUGUUCUAAAAUGAUAAACUCUCAAAUCCAACAGGAACCCUUUAUUCUCUACUCAGGUUGUUGAUGAUCAGUGUCAUUGUGGUACAAAAAUGAUGAAUUCACUUUUCUUGGAUAAAUAGUAUCAUCACUUAUAAGUAAUUCACCAAUAAACAAGGUUGAUUUAA
Messenger RNA from Trematomus bernacchii (emerald rockcod), 1239 nucleotides. RefSeq lists its product as uncharacterized. The record is from RefSeq and is a predicted model, not a curated record. The coding region runs from base 17 to 649 and encodes 210 amino acids. The transcript is spliced from 6 exons. NCBI's taxonomy places the organism in Eukaryota, Metazoa, Chordata, Actinopteri, Perciformes, Nototheniidae.